GUGCUGCGAGUACUGCUCAGAUUUGACAGCGUUCAUGUUGACCAUGGUUUAGACCGGAUAGCUGGUAGUUUCCCUCAGAUGUUUAGAUAGUAAUCUGUAACAGCACCAGUGUGAGGUGUUCAUGAGCUGGUUUACCCAAAGGUGAAAGAGAUGUUUUGGAGCUCCGCAGCUCGGCGGGGAUGUUUCGGACCUUUCCGCUGCUGGUCCUUCACAGCCGGUCCCAGGACACUCACGACCCGGCUCUGCCCUCUGCACACUUCACGGUUGUUUUCUAUUUCUGUCCCCGUGAAGUCUCAAACACAAGAUGAGGUAAAGCCACCUCGGAAGCAGUGGUCUCUGACGGUUAACCCGUUCAGCACGGUGCGGGCACAGCUGGCCUGCAGCAUCUCGAUCCGCCCGCUGGACCCGCACGACUUCCCGGAGUCUGACCGUGUCUUCGUCACAGUUCACGGGACAGACAACGAGCAGGAGGUCGGCCUGGAUGACCUACACGUCCACUAUGAUGACCUGAGCAAAGAGCUGCUCAUCUCAGGGGAGAAGGUUAAGGGGAGCUUUUCGAUUGAUAUGACUGCACCUACUAAAAGUGAUCUCUUCAUUACAACUCAAGGGAACGGCAACGUGCAAGUAAAGAAAAUGGAGUGUGAUAUCUGCAAGGUGCAGACAGAGAGGGGCAACUGUUUACUGCACUCUGUCAAGAGUCAUCAGGUUGAGGUCCAGUCCAAUGGAGGACAUGUUACAGGUGUUGGCACUAUCCAUGGAAAUGUGAACAUCAGCACAUGUGGAGAUGGUAGAGUUGAUAUCAAGAAGCUUCAAGGCACCAAAAUGAAUAUUUCAACCAGACACGGCCCUCUGAAGGUCAAAGCCAUCUAUGCUGAGUCCAGCUUUGUCUCCUCCUGCUCUGGGAGAGUAGAACUGGGCAAUGUGCACGGUAACACCACUGUGAAGAACGUGUCUGGAGAUACAGUAAUUGAUGGUUCAAAUAGUUUCCUAAGGGUUUCCUCUCACAGCGGAGCCAUUGAUGUCUAUGUGGGAGAUGGUGGUAGUGCCGAACUCCACAGUCAGGAAGGAGCGGUGUGUGUGCGUAUCCCCUCCUCGCUGAAAGCUGGUCUGGAGCUCAUUGGAACAUCUGUGGAUCUCAGCCCAGAGGUUGUUCUGCAUGGAGUAGAGAACAACACGACUGAAGGCCAAACAACUGUUACUGGCUAUAUCAAUGGCGUCUCCCCAGUUGAUAAGUGGGUUAAAGCUCAGGCAGAAAGAAACUCCGUCAGACUGAAGACACAAAGCUGGUUCGAAUCCCUGAAGCUGGGGAGCUGAGUUGUGAGCUUUACACUUUUAGAGCAAAACUGGAUGUACCAUUACUUCACAAAGUAACUCUGUGCUCAGGAUAAAAUGUAACCUCGAUAAAGACAUUAGAAUAAUCUAUAGUGUUUAAGAUAUACUCUUUGUUUCACUAUACAUACUGUACACUGAGAAACUGUUUGCUUGUUCAUAUUUUUGGGUUUGUUUACUUGUAAUGUGAAUUAUGUUCAGCAAUUAAAUGUCUUCUGUAUGGUAUGUAAAUACUAUAAACACUAUCUCAAACUGCGGCAAAAGCAUUGCAAGUCUUUUAUUCAUCAAUAGUUAAGUUUAGACACUUAAAUAACAAAAUUAGACCAUCUAAAUUUGAAUCUGGUAUUGAUCUGGCCAAUGGAAGUUAAUAACUAAGACAAUUUAUUGAAGCAGUAAGUAUAUGUUAUAAUAGCAAUAAUUAAUGUAUAGUGUUAAAGAACAUCCACACAUACCUUCUGAAACAAUAGAAAAGCAAACUACAAAGUGUUGUAUAAAAAAAAUGAUAAACCAAUAUUGUAGAAUGAGAGUACACUUUUUUUAAAUUUAAAAAAGUAUAAAUGAACAAUGUUUCUGUAUAAGGAAGAAACACUUGGUGCACUGCAUGGACAGACGUUAAUCACAAAAGGUAGAAAUGAUAAAAUAAAUAAAUGAUCACAUUUCAAAAGGUUUAAAAUCUCAAAUAAAUAGACACCAUGAUGUCUUAUUGCUGCAUAGCCAACUUUUGCAUCCACACACUAGAUUGUUUUGUUGCCGUUAUCCUUACUAAAUAAUCCAAUGAUAGUAGAGUUGUGGUUCAGCCAUAGGUUUAUAUAUAUACUGUAUAUGUCAUUUUAAAACAAAAUUCCUAAUUUUAAGACAAAGCCAUCUAAAAAUCAAAAGUGAACACCAACACUGGACUAUUUAGCUUUAAGCUUUGAACAAAAUCCAUUAACAUUUUCCAGAAUUCAGACUUAAAACGUAUCGGGAGUGAUACACAGUUAUGAUUUUUUUAUAUAAAUGAAAAUAUACAACAUAAUAGAGGUAAAACAAUAUAAUACAGGGGACUGGAAUUAUAAAAGACCCCAAACUGUAUGGUGGUAAUAAAGAGGAAAUCUAAAAUGUU
Eleginops maclovinus (Patagonian blennie) is the source of this 2431-nucleotide messenger RNA. RefSeq names its product family with sequence similarity 185 member A (gene fam185a). NCBI's taxonomy places the organism in Eukaryota, Metazoa, Chordata, Actinopteri, Perciformes, Eleginopidae. The transcript has 8 exons. Bases 151 to 1314 code for a protein of 387 amino acids. The record is from RefSeq and is a predicted model, not a curated record.